AGAGAGAGAAUGUUUGUAAGUGGCGCGCACGAGCACAUUCUAGCGUACUGGCAGCUCACCCUCCACAUUGCUGUGUUGGCUACUAACUCAAACUCCGCUUACAAGACAAGACACCAUUAACUUCACGUUGUGAAAUUCAGCAGGACUGCGCGUUCCUAAACAUGAGGAACAAACGGAACGUCUGACAGAGACCGUGAGCAGCAAGGAGAAGAGAGGCGAUCAUAUCUCCACUCUGCGGAUGAUUUAUUUCCACUGUGCAUUACUUUCCUCCAUUGCAGAUGUGACGAGUGGAAUGAGCUGUUUUUACACAUUGGUCGUUUCACUACAGCAUGGGAACUGCCGUAUCCAAGAAGAAGAAUUUAAGAAAUGAUGCGAUUUCUUCUGUUGCCGCAAAAGUUAGAGCAGCUCGAGCAUUUGGAGAGUAUCUUUCUCACACACACCCUGAGAACCGCAACGGAGCAGAUCAUUUGUUGUCUGACACCUUCAUUGGUCAAGAUACAGACUCCCCUGACAUCAACCGACUGAACAACAAUAACAGCCUCCAGCCAUAUUCCCAACACACUCUCACAGUCAAGCCCAGUCAAGAAGAGGCUAAGCCAGACAGCCUGUCUGCGCCCCUUCAAACCAGUUCCAAGCGUCGUCUCUCCGUAGAACGCAGCCUUUCUUCUGAGGACCAGCAGAAUCAAAAGCGUGCGGAAAGCUCUUUGAAGCCAGCACGUGUCUACACCAUUACCAGGGAGCGAGAUAUGCUCAGGGGCCAGGGAAGCGAGGAGAGUUUGGAACUAGAGGUGCUGAAGAGGACCACAGACCCAUCAAGAACCAAUGCUCCCUCCAAUUUACAUAGCAGCCAUCAUCGAGGAAGCCACCAUCGUGGAAACAACGGCCCCAGCCACCAGCCUCACUAUGGCCAUGCACCUCUGACCCAACCUUUGCAGAGCUCAGGUAGUGCCCAUAACAUCCGGGACUGGGGGUCGAGACGGAGCAGGUCUAGAGAGGACUGCACGCCAGAUUGUGUCGCCUGUAUUCGCCCACAUUGCCAAAGCCAGCGCUCUCUGGACCUUGAGACGUCACCUCACGGUGGUGGCAAACAGCACAAGAAGCUGGAGAGAAUGUACAGUGAGGACCGUGUGUCCUCUGAAGAUCGAGAGGAUCACGCGAACAGCUGGUUCCCUAAAGAGAACAUGUUUAGCUUUCAGACUGCGACCACCACCAUGCAAGCAAUAUCGGCGUUCCGUGGAAUUGCAGAGAGAAAAAGGAGGAAAAGAGAGCAAGAGGCCACCGCACUGAUGGAGAGAAACUUCCGGAAACAUUUGAGGAUGGUGGGCAGCAGGAAGGUGAAGACCCAGACAUUUGCUGAUCGCAAAGCGAAGAGUUUCAGCCGCUCCUGGAGUGACCCUACACCCGUCAAGCCUGACUCUCUCCAUGACUCCAGAGACAGUGGAGACCUCCAGGCGUCGUCUGGCAAUCUGGAUGAAGAAAACUGUGAUGAUGUCGACUGGGAGGAAGAGAGAGAGUCAGAAAGAGCAGCCUGCGAGGGUGAUGACUUCAUCCCACCCAAAAUUAUGCUAAUUUCAUCAAAAGUACCAAAGGCCGAGUACGUUCCUGACAUAAUCCGCCGGGACGACCCCUCCAUAAUCCCCAUUCUCUAUGAUCAUGAACAUGCCACCUUCGAUGAUAUACUAGAGGAGAUUGAAAAGAAACUCACCGCCUACAGAAAAGGCUGCAAAAUCUGGAACAUGCUCAUCUUCUGUCAGGGAGGUCCAGGUCAUCUCUACCUACUGAAGAACAAAGUGGCCACAUUUGCUAAAGUAGAGAAGGAGGAGGACAUGAUACAGUUCUGGAAGAGACUUGGCAGAUUCAUGAGUUUAUUAAAUCCUGAGCCCAACCUCAUCCACAUUAUGGGCUGCUAUGUGCUCGGCAAUGCUAAUGGAGAAAAGCUUUUUCAAAACCUCAAGAGAUUGAUGAAACCUCAUGCCCUUGAGUUUAAGUCUCCUCUGGAGCUGUCAGCUCAGGGUAAGGAGAUGAUCGAAAUGUACUUCGACUUCCGCCUCUACCGCUUGUGGAAGAGCCGCCAGCACUCCAAACUUCUCGACUAUGAUGACCUUCUGUGACAUUUUGUCGUUGGUUUAAACAGCCCAAGAGGCAGGUAGCUUACUUUAGAGCCCAUGCGGCAACGUUCCCUCCCGAGAGAGAGAGCCUGGCUGGAAAAGCCCUGAGAUGGAGGAGGAAGAUGAGGUUCAGGAUGAGGAUGGAUGACAUUGAGAUAAUGUUUGAAUCAUCUGCCCUCAGAUGAAACACUAGGGGAAGCAGCCAUUACUGUUACUGUAGGUGCUGUGUGUUCAACCCAUCUAUUCGAGCUUUCAGCCUGACAGGAAAACAUUCGCGAGAUAUCAGCAGGUCCUAUCUUUUAGCCUGUUUGAGGUCUAGAAAAUAAUGUUCAAUUUCUUUGAGAAUUGAGAAAGCUGUGAUAACACUGAAAAAUAAGAACAGAUCUGUUUUUUUAAAUAUUUUUGAGUAGCUGUUUUUGUGGUGAACUAACAGGGACAAUGAAAUAAGGCCAUUUACUAAACAGUACUCGAGGUUCUAAUGUUAUUCACUACAGGUGCAGGUGAAACUGUGGAACUACAUUACUGUUGUAUGUACAUAUAUUCACUCUAACUUAAAAUAACUACUGUACUUUAUGUUUUGGCAUAAUAUUGCACUUUUUAGUUGUUAAACUAUGGUGUUUUGGGGGUUUUUUUUCACGAGAGGGAAUAUUACUCAGGUUUCACUCUGUACUGUACCUUCUUUAGAGAGAGAGAUGAGACAAAAGAGAAACUUUUUUUUAAUUCACUAGGAAGUUGUUCAGUCCACAGGAUUGAGCUACAUGAAUGGGGUUGAAAUAACACUUGAAAUCUGUAUCAGGGGCUUUGUGUGUGUUGAGACAUUUUAGAUUUCUAUAGACUUAAAAUUCCACACUGUAUGUGUGACAUUAAGGCAUGUGUAGAAGAAGCUCAUUUAGAUUGGCAGAUUUUGUCCUUUAGCUUCAAAGUUUUUCAAAAUUUUCUAGCAUCUUAAGAAAACUUUAAAUAAGAUUUUAAAAUGUAUUGAGUUUGAACCUAUAGACAACAUUAGACAAUUAGCGAGUUUACGCUUGAAUCGUGUCUCUUUGUUUGACAUAAUCAUCUGUAUGUAUUUGAUGUGAUGUCACACUCUGUGUUGUGGUGUUUUUUUCUUUGUAGGUGAACGCUUAUUUCUGAUAAGUCAGUGCAGUUGUAUCUGCAGUAUUUCUCUUUAAUAGUAAGUGGUUUUGACUGUAAUUUUUUCAUAGUAUACAGGAUAGUACAUUUAGCCUUUAAAGUGGUCCUCUGUGGAGAAACAUGGUCUCUAAUCGCCGUAGUUGGUGUGUGGGUGUGUUUUGGAUGCACCGAACAGAUAAUUCGGUAGAUAGUUGUAAUCUUCAAUCAUCACGAGUGGAUGUUCAAGUGCAAAACAUCAGCAGCUGGUGCAGCAUGUCAUAGAAAGCUGCCAGAUAGAAAAAGUGUAAUGUGGUUACUGGUGUAAUAAUGUGAAGAUGGGAAUGCAUUGCAAUAUCCAAUGGAAGCCAGCAGAAAAAGCAUUCCUAGAAUCGCUAUAUUUAGAGCAUAAAGCCAUGGAGAGUAUAUUGUGCUGAAUUACGCGUUUAUCUAUGUCUGUGUUUGUGAGUGAGUUUUAGCUUUAAAGCACUGAGAUGUCAACGAUGCGUAUCUGUUUUCCUUGUUGAUCUAUCACAUCUCUUUUCAUCACUUGUGUAGAUGCCCUGAAAAUCAAAUAAAGCACAAAAUCUGUGUUUCUGCAGGGCCAUCGGGAAAACGGAUUGUGUUCAGAUUAGAUCCAAUCAAAACAGCCCGACCGCUUCUUUAAAUACGUUUAGAUGAAUGCAUGUCUUGCUCAUUUAAACUCAAUAUGUAAUCCUCCCUGCACUGUUUCGACCAAAGUCAUUGUAUGCUAUAUCAUGAUAGAGUGUAAAAUAGAAAGUUAUGAAUAUGAAUCAUGGAGCCAUUUGGAUUUGCUAAAAGGUCUAUGGCAAGUCAGGUGUGAAACGUGAAUACUUACUCUUGCAAUAAGUGUUUGCCAUGUAUAUGGCCUUGUGUUGAUCAGAAAGCUCAUUUAGUUAUGUCAUGUUGGGUGGGAUUUAGGAAAUGAAAGGAGAGUUUGGUGGAAGAACAUUUUGUCAAGAACGAGUGUCUCAUUACAAAUAAAUCCACAGUUGUGCAUCCCCCCCACCCCCAAUCUAUUUUCUGUAGCAAUAGACAUUGUAAAAUGAGCUGUAUUGUUUCUAGGACAGACUGUGCUGCUUCUAGGACACUGUUGUCUAAAUAUAUUUUGGAUGCUAUUUAUGUUUCUAACGGCAUCCUUUUAAUUUUUACCACAGCCACUGGUUUUGGAACAUAAUGGAGAAUGACAAAUGUGGUGGGCAAUAAUAUUUGAAGGCUUCAGGCAGUUUUUCUCUAACUGUACAAAUUAUUCAUGAUUCCCACAUAUAAAGCAAUUAAAGAAAUGGUGAUGCUAAAUCGAACAUUAAAUACUGUAAUUGGUAAACAUUAAACUCGAUGAGGCACUGAUACAUUAUGUUUUAAGAAAACACCAUAUUGUUGUUAGUUCCCUUUGGACUUUGUGGAGCAAAGCCUGGUAUGUUGAUAUUUAAAUAGAAUUAGUUUAAAUGGUUCUGGUGUGGAUUUGAUGUGCCCCGCUUGGAGAAGAGAAAAGGUCUCCAGGACCCUGUUUUUGGGGCAGUCUUGCAUAAUGUCUCUUAUUUUCUGCAAGGCCUUACUGGUAAUACUAAUCACUUUAAAGCAUUGUCAGUAGCAAUGAUACUUUUAAUAUAGCCUUUAUUACAAUAUCUAAAAGUAUUUGAGGAGUGCUGGAAGUAAACAUGUAUGGUUUUCUUAGUCUGCCAAAUACAGUAUAUUAUAGUGUUUAGUUCUGAUAAAUGGUCAAUAUGUCUUAAGCAAAUUAGCUCAUCUUGUCAUUUUGCUACUUUAAAUGACCGAGUUUAAGCUCAUAGUUUCUAUCUCUUUAGCUCAGUGUUCACAGUAUUUAACAUGAGACGUUUUAUUCAGGAAAGUAGUUUGCUCUAAAACUGUUUGUUUUGCCUCGUACAACCUCUUCACAGCAGUGAACACUGGAAAUGUUUCUUAAUCUGUUUUACAGUAAAAUGUGUCCAGUUUUAAGUGGAA
Pimephales promelas (fathead minnow) is the source of this 5198-nucleotide messenger RNA. Lineage: Eukaryota; Metazoa; Chordata; Actinopteri; Cypriniformes; Leuciscidae. The record is from RefSeq and is a predicted model, not a curated record.